AUGGCAGCAUAUUCAGGCAGUCUUUUGGUGUCCACUUGCCUCAGAGGGACAGCAGGUAGCGAAGAUGAUGUGGCGGUACCAUCGGCGCCACUGCGCGGGAAAUUGGAGAGCGUGAGCAUACCUCAGGCGCUGCGGAAGCGUGUGGAGGACGCCGUGGAGUCCCUGGGUGGGCGUGUGACAGUGGGAGACGUAGCAGCUCGCGCUGGGGUGUCUUUGGAAGAUACAGAAAGGACCCUCAAUGCCCUGGCAGCAGACAGCCAGGGAGUGCUGCAGGUCUCAGAGGCUGGAGAUGUUCUGUAUGUGUUGCCUCAGAACUUCAAAAGCAUUAUCCAGGGCAGAUCAGUGCUACUGAAGCUUGAGCCUGCACUAGCCAGAGCCAAGUCAGCGGCAGGGUAUGCUGUGCGCGUCAGCUUUGGCACUGCGCUCGUGGCAUCUAUUGUGCUGGUGUCACUCACCGUCAUUGCUAUUCUGACAGCAGCCAGCAGCAGUGACAGAGACGAUCGCCGGAGCAGCAGCUACGGCUACGGCAGGUCACCAUUCUCGACAUUCAUCAAUGUCAGUGAUCUCUUUUUCUACUGGGAUCCUUACUACAGCCGCAGACGCGCAGUCUACCGCCAGAAUCCCGGGGAAAUGAAUUUUUUCGAGUCAGUAUUUUCAUUUGUCUUUGGUGAUGGCGAUCCCAACCUGGUCCACGACGAGCAGCGCUGGAAAAUGGUGGGGCAGCUCAUUCAGAGCAAGGGAGGCGUCGUGACAGCAGAGCAGCUUGCUCCCUUCAUGGACUUGUCACCUGAUGAUCUGGAGAAGAUAGACGGCUACACAAAUGAGAGCUACAUGGUGCCAGCCCUGGUGAGAUUCAACGGCCAUCCGGAGGUGAGCCAGAGUGGGGAGCUGCUGUACGUCUUCCCAUCCCUGCAGCGCACAGCAAGGACACAGAGGACGGUGGGCCCACCGGCAAAGGAUGCUGCUCUGGAGCGCCGAUGGAAUUUCACCAACGCGUCGGAGGGACAGCGGCUGGGCGCGAUUGCACUGGGGGUGGCCAACUGCGUGGGCGUGCUCUACCUGGGCAGCCUGCUGGCACAGCCUGGUGUCAGCCAGAUGCUGGCGCAGAGCUCCCUGGGCUUCAUGAACAAUCUCUUCCCCUUCCUGCAGGCGUACGCGGCUUCAUUCUUUGCAAUUCCAGCCGUCCGCUGGUUCUUCAACAGGCGGAGGAACAAUGCGAUCGAGGCACGCAACCAGGCGCGCCUUGACGCGCUCGGGAAGCUGAGCUCUCCAUCCCUGAGAGCCAAGAUUGCUGCGGCUGGCAAGCUGGCAGAGCGGGUGGUCAUCCAGGACCGAGACCUCAUCUACAGUUCUGACAGGGAUCUGGCGGCGCAGCAGACGGACACAGAAGGCAGAUAUUUUGACGAGCGCCUGCGCGAGCGGGAGAGCGCCAGGAAAGUGGCGGCAGAACGCUCAUCCAUGGAGUUCGAGCGCACCCGGCAGUAUGAAACGGACUACUGACAGUAAGCUGCCUUGACCAAAACCGCAGCUGAAUCCCAGGCAGGCGUGUUAUGGGUUCUGAACGCCCUGCAGCGGGCACAAGCAGACAAGAACCAGCUUCACCUGCAAUUUCCUGCUUCUAUUGGAUUGACUUCUUUGCAAGUGCUGGGCCUGUACUUCCCAUUGAAUGAUUGGAAUUCUAGUUUAGACAAGCCAAAUUUUGCAUUGACAACAGCUAUGAACAUGAAGUCUCUGAGGCUCUGCCAUCGAUGGUUUAUUAAAGAAUCCAGCCCAAUCUACACUCUCUCUCGCUAUAUAGGGCCCCAGAUAUGAGCUGAUUCUUUGCGGGCUUAAUCACGCCGGUGUGCAUCGUGCAUGGCCAAUUCUUAUCACAUGUUCACAGUAUCACUGUGCCGGUGACCGGUGCAGUUACUGACUUGGUGCUUAUUAACUUGGUGAUUUCUAGACUGCUGUAAUCUGAAGGUAUCCGGGCCCAGGCCUGGCUGCCCUGCCAGGAAC
This is a messenger RNA of Coccomyxa subellipsoidea C-169, 1998 nucleotides long. RefSeq lists its product as hypothetical. The coding region runs from base 1 to 1500 and encodes 499 amino acids. Gene Ontology annotation, cellular component: chloroplast envelope. The record is from RefSeq and is a predicted model, not a curated record. The transcript is spliced from 10 exons. Lineage: Eukaryota; Viridiplantae; Chlorophyta; Trebouxiophyceae; Coccomyxaceae.